Molecule: messenger RNA, 1992 nt
Organism: Fusarium sp. VM40
Lineage: Eukaryota; Fungi; Ascomycota; Sordariomycetes; Hypocreales; Nectriaceae
Source: the annotation of a GenBank genome assembly
AUGGCCGAGAUAGUAGGGCUAACCGCAAGCAUCAUCGCCAUUGUGGAACUAUCAGCCAAACUUGCGACAUACUCCAAUGAAGUGGGAAGUGCCAGAGGUGAUAUCAGCCGCCUCCAGAGCCAGCUGGGGAGCCUGGAUAUUAGCCUGAAAGCUGCUCAGCGCCUCAUCAAUGAACCAAAGAAUCACGCUCUUGCGACAUCGAGAUCGCUUAUUGACUCUCUUAACAAGUGCCAAGCAGAAUUGGCACGAGUUCAGGAUAAGCUAGACCCUAGCAGUGCUCGAAAGGCUAUACGUCGAUUUGGAUUCCGAGCCCUCAAAUGGCCAUUUGACAGCAAGGAAGUGAGUGAGCUCAUCAACAGCCUUGAGCAAUACAAGCAGACCAUCACACUAUGUUUGCAAGUCGACCAAACUACAAUCUUGCUUAACAUGUCGCAGAAAGUCGAAGGCAUGUCGCUCAACCACAGCGAUCAGCGAUCCACUAGUCGGACACCAUGUUUCAACGUGCCAUUUGAUCGAGACACUGAUUUUGUCCACCGGCCCAAUAUCACUGACUGGCUCGAUGAAAAAUACAAUGGCCCCUCAAACCGUAUGGCGCUUGUGGGCUUGGGCGGGCUUGGCAAAUCACAGGUUGCCAUACAUUUUGCGCAUCAGAUCCAAGAGCAGACACCAGAGAGUAGCGUUUACUGGGUGCAUGCAAGUUCGAACCCGAGGUUUGAAGAAGGCUAUCGCUAUAUUGCUGAAAGAAAUGAGUUACCGAGGCGAAAUGAUCCUCAAGUUGACGUACUUGCACUAGUCCGUGACUGGCUGCAGACAGAGGAAGCCGGUUCAUGGCUGAUGAUACUGGACAACGCUGAUGACAUUAACCUCUUUUAUCUAAACGAGGAUAAUGGGAAAUCCGCAGCCGCCAGUGUGGUGGGUGGAAUUACCACUGCAACAACAGACCAGCGACUAUUGGCUGCAUACCUACCAAAACACCGAAACGGCAGCAUUCUUGUCACAUCCCGAAGCCUGGAUGUUGCUGAGAAGCUGACAGGGAGUCAUAAAAAUAUCUUCCAGGUCUCUGUCAUGGAUGACGACCAGGGUCUUCAACUUCUUUACAGCAAGCUCAUAGGGGAAUGCGAUGGGAGCAUUGCUAUUGAACUUCUUCGGAACCUGGACUUUAUACCAUUGGCAAUCACACAAGCCGCAGCGUAUAUCAACCGACGUUCUCCCCGAGAGUCGGUAAAGACAUAUUUGACUACUUUCCGGGAGAGUGAUCAAAAUAAGAGGAACCUUUUGAAUAGAGACGCAGGGGAUCUUCGGCGCGACGAAACCGUUUCCAAUUCUGUCAUCACAACAUGGCAAGUUACCUUCGAACACAUUCGUCGGGAGAAGCCAUCCGCAGCAAAGCUCCUCUCAUUCAUGAGCUUUUUCAAUCCUCAUGGUAUCCCGAUAUUCGUGCUCCGUGACUACAGCACAACAUCAGGACCAGAAGCCAACGUCGAAACUGCCAGCUUUGAGGAUGAUCUCGACGUGCUUCGUGGCUACUCUCUCGUCACGGUGAUAGCAUCUACGGACUUGUGCGAAAUGCACGCCAUGGGCCGAGCAAAUGACGCAGAAGGAAUCCUGGUAACAGUGCUGGCAACGCAGAAGAAGUUGUUGGGCGAGGAGGAUCUCGAUACCUUGACAAGCAUGGCACAACUUGCAGCGUCAUACGAGAAACAAGGUCGGUAUGGCGAGGCAGAAGAUAUCGGUGUUCGAGUGCUGGAAGCGUACACGCGAAUUUAUGGCAAAGAGCAUUAUGCGACCUUACUAUUAACGAUGGACCUCGCAAAGGUGUAUGAGCGCCAGGGCCGUUUGAGCGUGGCAGAGUAUAUACUAGCACCAUCAGUGGUAUUGCAGAAGAAGGUAUUGGGCAAGGGGCACCCUGUCACCCGGAGCAGCAUGAAAUUGCUGGAGAAGAUUUCGACACGCCAAGGCCGGCUCGAAGAGGCUUCAGCCCUGUUCCAAUAA